Molecule: messenger RNA, 237 nt
Organism: Gongylonema pulchrum
Lineage: Eukaryota; Metazoa; Nematoda; Chromadorea; Rhabditida; Gongylonematidae
Source: the annotation of a GenBank genome assembly
AUGUUUCAUUUGUUCACUCCGGAUUACUCUCACCUCACAAACUCAGGUCCUGCUCUGAAUAGUUACGGCGGCGCCGACUGCAAAAACGGGAACUGCAGAAGGCCAUGCUGCUACUAUCCAAACCUGCGAUGCUGUGGUGCUGACCUGCCGUGCUGUCCACCACCGCCGAAACCACUGCCGUGUUGCAAUCCAGUACCAACGUACUGCUGCUAUUUGACACCACCGUGUUUGCGGUAA